AUGAAAGUUGAUAAAGCCGUGUGCACGAAUGGCACCCUCGGUGAUCUGGGGCGGGCGAUUCAGUUUGAGGCCGUGUUCUCGACAUUGGUCGAGAAUAAAAUGUUGGCGAUCAAGCGUGAGUGUGAGUUCAAGAAGCGGCACAAAAAAUCACGGCUCCUGCGCAAAGCCGUUUUCAACCGCAAGGUAACCACCGCCUGCUGCCAUCAAUCGGUAACUACAUCUGCCAGCGGCAGUAUCUCUGCUGGAGAUCCCGAUGGCACCAGUGAGCCAGAUUAUGCCGAUCGUAAUGGUGCACUGGCUGAGCACGCCUCCGGAUCGGCUGCUGGAUGGCGAAUCUACGAGAGUGAAGAUCGGAGAGCGAAUGGGGCCGCUUCGUUAGCGAUCGAUAAUUCCCUUAUCAGCGAUGACGCCGACGAGGUGAUCGUUGAAAUCGGCGACCUUUCGUCGUUGGUGGACUCCGAUGGCAAUGUGGUUGUGACGACGAAUGCGGUUGACUCAGCCCGUCGGUUCCAGGCGGACAUUCCCAGAGACGAAUGUUACUCACCCAGCCUAGUACGUGAUAAUCCGGUGUCGACCGCCGUGAACCUAACGCCUACGAGCUCCGAUAGCGGUCAACCGUCAAACGCAGAUGUGCGGACGAGAGAGUCAACUGUGAUCAAAGCAGGCGUGCCUCCGCAACGGAGCGAUCAAAAGACUACAACGAGAAAACCGUCGGUGUUCGAGCCUAUUUCAAUCGAAAUAGAACACGAAUCGUUUGAUCUCAACGAUAGUGCAACGAACGUGGCGAUGGAGCUGGACGGGGUCAGGGGCGGUGUGUCGGGAAAACGGGGAAGCACUGCCUCCGAGCCGAUAUCGAUCAUCAAAAACUCGGUGCAGCAACACGCCACUGCUGCUUCUGCCGCUGGUUAUCGAUUCGGUACGGGUUCGUACCUGUCACCCGGAAGUGCCGUCAAUCGGCUGCGUUUGCUGGAAGCUAAGUCGAUAAGCGCUCAAAACAGUCCGAUACUGCGACGGCAACGGACAGGUACGGAGGGCCGGCACCUGACAUUCAGCCCCGCAACCUAUCGGCAGCAUUCGUCGACGAAAACGAGUGCCAUAGAGUGUGAUAGCUCCCUAAUGGAUCUCAGCAAGGCGGAAGCGAACCAUUUGCAGCACCUGCAGCAGCACCAACAGCACUACAACUCCACUGUGAUAGUGAAGGAACAGAAGCUAGUGCCGGUGGCUGGUGACGGCCGGCGUACCGCGCGUGGUGGAACCACCAAAGCGACACAGUUACUAGGAACUAAUGGCGGUAGUAGUAGUAGCGCUAGUAUGAAAAACAAAUUAGCACAAAAAAAUUGUAACAAUCACAGUGCCAUUGCGGACGAUGACAAUACCGCGAUCGGAGAACCCAUGGCAGAGUCUCCAUCUACUCUAGGAUUCAUUGAAAGCUUUAAUCAACUGACGGCAUCCAACCUAGCUGUGAUAGCAACGCAUACCGCACGUCAAUCACCGCCGGUUAGUGAUACGGUUAAGCUGCAACAUUGCCGACGACCGCCCAGGGGCACCACAACGUACUGUUCCGUUGGCGAGCUGAACAAACCCCACGUCCAAGACCCCUCUCCUUCCGCGUCGCACAAGCUUCCGCCGCCUGCGUACUCCUCGAUGGUGGACGAAACCGUGAGCACCUCGAUGGUCAAAACCGCGGAACUGGCUAAGUCUAUCACCAACUUGGCUCGCGCAUCGGGCAGCCAACGGCACCGCAAGGAGAGCGAUUUCCUUCGACAAUCAAGUUGUAACGUUGAGCUACACCACGGACCUACUACCUCCGGUACCUGCAGCCGCAGAUCGAACGCGAAAGAACAUCACCAUCGCAAGGGCAAUGGGGCCGGCAGUUACGGUUACGGCGAUUCCUCCUACAUAAUGGGCUACGACGUGAACGAAAGCGACGAAGACAAGCUAAACAAAAGGAAGUACAAAUAUUUGAAACGAUGCUCUGAUCCCGUCAUUGUGUUCCCAACGACCAGUGGCAGCGGUGGUAGUGGCGGCGGCAGCGGCCGCGGCGGCGACGGUGCCAGUGGACUGCAGCACUGCAUCCUUAGUCGUCCACCCAAUCAGCUUAUCCAAUUUCCUUACGACGAAGACUUGAUGUACGAUAUUUCGAUGCAAAUGGAGUCAGACUGUCACGGUGAACUUGAUUCGAUAGUGUCUGAGAAGAAGAAGAAACACAAGCACAGCAGACAUCAUCAUCACCAUCAUCGGCACUGUAAGAAAACACGACAUAAAAAGCGAAAAAUCCUAGUACACGAUUUGGACGACCAAAGCGUGAAGGUGAUAGACCCCGACGAUCUGCCACAACGUGCCCGCUGGACGAUCAUAGCGACUGCUUGCUUACUGCUAAUUAUGUGCCUACUACUUGUCGGAAUCACUCUGCGAAUGGCUCCUAUUAUUGAUGAUAUGGUACGCCAAGAGAACGAACGACUUAUGCGCGAGUCCCUCGACAGGGCGAAGAUGAUCAAAAACUACACCGAGUACAACAGGAUGAUUGGUGGCGACGAAACUCCUUAA
Molecule: messenger RNA, 2547 nt
Organism: Anopheles bellator
Lineage: Eukaryota; Metazoa; Arthropoda; Insecta; Diptera; Culicidae
Exons: 7
Coding region: 1-2547 (848 amino acids)
Source: RefSeq, a predicted model, not a curated record